This is a messenger RNA of Adineta ricciae, 876 nucleotides long. Lineage: Eukaryota; Metazoa; Rotifera; Eurotatoria; Adinetida; Adinetidae. The record is from the annotation of a GenBank genome assembly.
AUGAAAUUGAUUAUCUUAAUCUUCGUUCUUUUUCAUCUUGCAUCGAAAUCAUUCGCUAGUGAUUUUUAUCCAAGUUAUAAAUUAUCGUACGAUCCAUUGAAAGGUCUCGAAUGGUCAAAUGAUCGUGCAUUGUCUUACAUUCUGACCCUUCGAUUGUUCGAUUAUGACCAUCAUGUGUUUCAAUAUCGACGAUAUCCAUGUCAAUACUUUUACACGGAUGAAAUUCAACUCAACUAUAACAAUGAAACUACAAACGAAUGUAUCUACAAUACAACCACAAAUGAUUAUGAAUACAGUUUCCAACUUCAUCUCGAUUCUCGACAUAUUGAACCAUAUAUUCUUCGAAAUAUUGCAAUACAGUGUAAAUACCUUAAUUGUAGUUUAUCGUUACUAAACAUGAAAUAUAUUCGUAUUGGUUGGAAUCUCCGCGGAAGAGAUAGUAACCUCAAUUGUUCGUUUGACACCUCCCAACAGUACGCUGUUCAUCAUACACCAUAUAAAUUAACGGAGUGGAUUACACUUCGAUGUAAAUCCCUUUCGACAUGUCAAAAGUCAAAAUACAAUCUUGAACAAGCCUUAACAUCUUAUAUUAAUAUUAUUUAUGGCUCAUCCUAUGAACUUGACACACCAUAUUGUUCACUAGAGAAAAGCCUCGCGUAUGUUAUGGAGAAGAACUUCGCAGAAACGAACCGUUUGCUUGGAAAAUUGGUUGAAUUACUUGAGCGUGGCUUUGGUCGGCCAGAUGAACGAGAACAAACGCACAUGAAAGAAUACGUCGAGCAAAAAUGGAUGCAUCCUCAAGACGCAUUAAUCACCAAUACAACGGCUCUAGCCGGAGAAGUACAAGGUACUUUCAAUAAACCGAAAGAACGAUGA